Molecule: messenger RNA, 621 nt
Organism: Lizanozyma spartinae
Lineage: Eukaryota; Fungi; Ascomycota; Pichiomycetes; Serinales; Debaryomycetaceae
Gene: SFM1
Product: protein-arginine N-methyltransferase
Exons: 1
Coding region: 1-621 (206 amino acids)
Biological process (GO): peptidyl-arginine methylation
Molecular function (GO): protein-arginine omega-N monomethyltransferase activity
Source: RefSeq, a predicted model, not a curated record
AUGAAGUACGUCAUUGAACACAUGGAAGAAGGUUUCUCUGAAUGGGUGACAUUAGAAUACGCUCAAAUCAUCCGUGAUGUCGGUAAGGAAAACCUUAUCCUCACAUCUCUUCCUGAUGAUACCACUGAAGAGUCGAUACCUUCAAGAUUGAGACAACUUGGAUUACAAUGGACAACCGAGGAAUGUAUUCAAAUAGAUGGAGGUCUCGAUGCCACCAGAGUGUGUCUUUUAGAUCCAGCAGCAGAGACAGAUUUGACACCCGAAGACCAUCAAAAGUUUGAUUACUUUGUGUUUGGAGGAAUCUUGGGGUCUCAUCCUCGGGUCGACAGAACUGGAAUCCUAAGAAAGAAAUAUGGUUUUGCCGGUAGAAGAUUGGGCAGUUUACAAAUGACCACAGAUACUGCCAUUAGAACCACCAAACAUAUAAUUGAUGGUCAAACCAAGUUUGAAGAUAUCAAGUUUAUUGAUUACCCGGAGAUUAGGUACAAUAAAUAUGAAUCAACAGAAAUGCCCUUUAGAUACAUUGUUGAUGGUAACAAUGAACCAAUAUUACCGGAAGGAAUGCUUGAAUUGAUCAAACACGAUGCUGACCAAAGUAUUGAUGACUUGCUAAUGGAAUAA